This is a messenger RNA of Rhineura floridana, 351 nucleotides long. It is a transcript of the gene CATSPERH, whose product is annotated as transmembrane protein 262. The coding region runs from base 1 to 351 and encodes 116 amino acids. Lineage: Eukaryota; Metazoa; Chordata; Lepidosauria; Squamata; Rhineuridae. The record is from RefSeq and is a predicted model, not a curated record. The transcript is spliced from 3 exons.
AUGAGCUGGAAGGAUCCGUUUAUAACCCUCACCUUCCCGAGCAAAGUCAUCUUCACUAUUGGCUCCAUCAUCCUGCUUCUUAUUCACUUGGGUGUUAUAAUUGCCGACCUAUAUCACUUCCUCAUCUCCCAAAGGGGGGAUCUCAUGAGCUUCCGUUUUACUGUACUGCUAUUGUUCUCACACGUGACCAGCUUCUACUGGGCACAGCUGGCAACAGUCUACACCUUACAUGCAGAGGACAAUGUGCUGAUGUGGUUUGCCUUGACAUCUCUCGCCAUGAAUUUUGCCCUCUUCCUUGCCCGUUUCUGCAUGGACUACGUUACCAUCGAUUACAGAGAGGAGCAGUACUGA